This is a messenger RNA of Pteropus alecto (black flying fox), 11730 nucleotides long. RefSeq names its product tetratricopeptide repeat domain 7A (gene TTC7A). NCBI's taxonomy places the organism in Eukaryota, Metazoa, Chordata, Mammalia, Chiroptera, Pteropodidae. The transcript is spliced from 20 exons. Gene Ontology annotation, molecular function: protein binding. Gene Ontology annotation, cellular component: plasma membrane. Gene Ontology annotation, biological process: phosphatidylinositol phosphate biosynthetic process; protein localization to plasma membrane. The record is from RefSeq and is a predicted model, not a curated record. The coding region runs from base 1 to 2397 and encodes 798 amino acids.
AUGGCUGCGAAGGGCGCGCACGGCUCCCACCUGAAGAUAGAAAGCGAGCUGGAGCGCUGCCGCGCCGAGGGCCACUGGGACCGCAUGCCUGAGCUGGUCCGGCAUAUGCAGACGCUGGUCGUGCCCAGCGGCGGAGGCAGCCGACGAGCUGUCCCGAGCGCCGUGUUCACCUCCCGGGACACCGAUGACUUUGGAAAAUUGCUCCUGGCCGAAGCCCUCCUGGAGCAGUAUUUAAAAGAAAACAACACCAAGAUAAAAGACUCCAUUCCUUUGCUGGAGAAGAAUGAGCCAAAGAUGAAUGACGCCAGAAGCUAUCUGAGUAGUAUCCUUAACCAUGGGAAGCUGUCCCCACAGUACAUGCGUGAGGCCAUGCUGAUCCUGGGCAAGCUGCAUUACGUGGAGGGCUCAUACCGAGAUGCCAUCAGCAUGUAUGCACGGGCUGGGAUUGAUGACAUGUCUGUGGAGAACAAGCCUCUGUAUCAGAUGCGGCUGCUGGCAGAGGCCUUUGUCAUCAAAGGCCUCUCCCUGGAACGCCUACCCAACUCCAUUGCUUCCCGCCACCGCCUGACUGAGAGGGAGGAGGAAGUGAUCACCUGCUUUGAGAGGGCCUCGUGGAUCGCUCAGGUGUUUCUGCAGGAAUUGGAGAAGAUCACAAAUUACACCACAUCACGGCAUUUGAAAGGUUCUCACCCGGUUGACUAUGAGCUCACCUACUUCCUGGAAGCCGCCCUCCAGAGCGCUUAUGUGACAAACCUGAAGAAGGGGAAUAUCGUGAAAGGCAUGAGAGAGCUCCGGGAGGUCCUACGGACUGUGGAGACCAAAGCAACUCAGAACUUCAAAGUGAUGGCGGCCAAGCACCUGGCAGGGGUCCUGCUGCACUCCCUGAGUGAAGAGUGCUACUGGAGCCCCCUGUCCCACCCUCUGCCCGAGUUUAUGAGCAAGGAGGAGAAUUCCUUCAUCAUGCAAGCCCUGCGGAAACCUCACCUCUACGAAGGCGACAACCUCUACUGCCCGAAGGAUAACAUUGAGGAAGCCCUCCUGCUGCUCCUAAUCAGCGAGUCCAUGGCUGCUCGGGAUGUGGUGCUGAGCCGGGCGCCGGAGCAGAAGGAGGACCGGGCGGUAAGCCUGCAGAAUGCGGCGGCCAUCUACGACCUCCUGAGCAUCACGCUGGGCAGGAGGGGGCAGUACGUCAUGCUCUCAGAGUGCCUGGAGCGAGCCAUGAAGUUUGCGUUUGGCGAAUUUCACCUUUGGUACCAAGUGGCCCUUUCCAUGGUGGCUUGUGGGAAGUCAGCUUACGCUGUGUCGCUGCUACGGGAGUGCGUGAAGCUGCGGCCCUCAGACCCCACCGUGCCCCUGAUGGCCGCCAAGGUCUGCAUCGGGUCCCUGCACUGGCUGGAGGAGGCAGAGCGCUUUGCCAUGAUGGUGAUCGACCUCGGGGAAGAAGCCGGGGAGUUCCUGUCCAAGGGCUACUUGGCGCUGGGUCUCACCUACAGCCUACAGGCCACUGACGCGACUCUGAAAAGCAAGCAGGAUGAAUUGCACCGGAAAGCACUGCAGACACUGGAGAGAGCUCAGCAGCUGGCACCCGGCGACCCCCAGGUCAUCCUCUAUGUCUCCCUGCAGCUGGCCCUUGUCCGACAGAUCUCUAGCGCCAUGGAGCAGCUGCAGGAGGCCCUGAAAGUGUGCAGGGACGAUGCCAAUGCCCUCCACCUGCUGGCACUGCUCUUCUCCGCCCAGAAGCACUACCAGCACGCACUGGAUGUCAUCAACAUGGCCAUCACGGAGUACCCUGAGAACUUCAACCUGAUGUUCACCAAGGUGAAGCUGGAGCAGGUACUGAAAGGCCCAGAGGAAGCCCUCGUGACCUGCAGACAAAUGCUGAGGCUGUGGCAGACCCUGUACAACUUCUCUCAGCUGGGAGGCCUGGAAAAGGAUGGCAGCCUCGGUGAGGGCCUUACACUGAAGAAGCAGAGUGGCAUUCACCUGACUUUGCCCGAUGCCCAUGACGCAGACUCCGGCUCUCGGCGGGCAUCGUCCAUCGCCGCCUCCCGGCUGGAGGAGGCCAUGUCAGAGCUGACCAUGCCCAGCUCGGUCCUGAAGCAGGGCCCCAUGCAGCUGUGGACCACACUGGAACAGAUCUGGCUCCAGGCUGCUGAGCUGUUCAUGGAGCAGAAGCACCUCAAGGAAGCAGGCUUCUGCAUCCAGGAGGCAGCGGGCCUCUUCCCCACCUCGCACUCGGUACUCUACAUGCGGGGCCGGCUGGCUGAGAUGAAGGGCAGCUUGGAAGAAGCCAAGCAGCUGUACAAGGAGGCGCUCACAGUGAACCCCGACGGCGUGCGCAUCAUGCACAGCCUGGCUUUCCAGCUUAGCCCCAUGCGAAUGUUCCGUGUCAGCUGAAGAAAGCCCGCUCAGCGACAUCACAGCCUGGCCCGCGUUCUCCUCCACAUGGCUCCCAGUUGCCUUCCAGUCUGCUCAGCAAAUGUUUGUUUUUUGCAAGGCACAUCCUCCUUCCUCCCACAGUUUAGACAUUAGCUCCUCUGAUGAAUGCCUCCCCAGAGGUCACAUCCAGAAACUUGAUUAGGGAGGUGGGAGGGAGGAUGUGGGUUAUGUCAUUAGGCCAGCAGCCAGGCAGAGAUGUCUGCCUUCCACUGCACUCACGGAUCUGAGCCUGCCGUUCAGACCCUAAAACCCGAGGAAAUCCAAUAACAAGCACAGUUUUGAAGUAACAGUGUACCAUUUUUCAUUUAUGCUUAUUAUCGUCUGUAGCUAUUUCCCUGACAUUGAAGCCGGUUCCAACGGUGGGUUUCCAUGGUAACUAAAGAGCUGUCCAGAGUGGCUCCCUACAGAUGUUUCUGAAACGGUCCCUUUUCUCUUCCGGGGGUGCCUUGCUGAUGUGGUGAGAUUGGAGGAGUCGGAGGCAGGCCUGCCCACUUUUAACGUUACAAGCAACCGGAGGGGCUGUCAGCUCCAGCGUGGGCAGCCCAUCCCCUUUCCACAGGCUCUGUUCCUGCCAGCAUCCCACACACAUGCAUACAGAGUAGCAAAUUUCAAUCCUGGGAAAGAUUUACUAAGCAUUCUCUUCCAAAAGACAUGCGAACACUUGGUGUGUUGAUCUCCAGUGGUCCCUGAUCUAAGUGUCUUCCCUGUGCUCAGAACCAGGACAUCUGGGACCUAAUCCUGGCUCUGACCCUAAUUCACGUGGGUGAUUUAGAAAAAGACACACUUAACUUCCACGCUCCUGAUGUCUCCUUUUGUAAAUGAGUAAUAAUCACCCCUAGGCCAAUGUUCUAAUCAGAUGAGGUGACACAUGUGAAAGUGCUUCUAAAAGUCUGCAGAGCAAUAUCAGAGAAGGCAAGCACAGCGUAUUUGCCACCACUCUGCAGUCCCUCGCCCAUGACACACAUUGCUAAUCAAUCAUGGCUGUUUUUUCCACUGAGCACAGAUGUGACGUUGGACUCUUUUUCAUCACGAGGGGAACUACUACCUGUCAGUCAGCUUGACAGUUUUAUAAGGGACUCAUCGUAAAAAUAGUAGAGAAUGGGAGUGACACAUAAAUCGUCUCAACCUUUGUAAACUCCAGAGGUGGAUGCAUAUGAGACUUAUCCAGGGAAAGGAACGUGAAGGGGAACUGGUGUCCUUUUGUGGAGACAUUGACAAGGAAGGUUCCCAGGGAGGACAUCCUGGCCCCACCACACCACUGUGGCUUUGUGAGUACACUGGCCUCUGGUAGGUACAAGCAUCCCCUGAGGGCACAGCCCCCCCACAGCCUGGCCGGUGGGAGCUCUGGGGCCCUCAGUGAGCUCUCUGAGGUAGUGUUUAAGUUCCACUCCCUGAGGUCUGGAGAGAGGAAGGUGGAGGUAGACUCAGUGAGCUGUGUGGGGGGCCAGGUUCAGACCUACAGUCCUAAGAGCAGAAUCCUCAAACACCAAGAAGCUGGCCUCUGAGCCUCUCUCUGGGGCUAUGUAUGUGGGACAGGAUAUUUGGGGCCAGGUUGGAGAAGGCCUCUGGGAGUGGAAGGCUGUUGCUUUCAGGAGUCCCAGGGUUCAGGCAUUUCUAAGAAUAUGAAUUUUGGCCCAGAAGCAGUUUAUCUAUACUCUCCUGUCCUGCUGCCCUCCUCUCCUGGAUGUGACGAGAGACCUUCCCGUGAAGGCCUCCACCCUGGGCUCGGCUCAGGGAUUUCCACCCAGAUCAGGCAGGAAAGAGAUACCUCCUUGGCAGAAUACCGCCCAGGCAGUCUCCACUGUGCCCACAGCAGUGUCCCAGAGGAGUCUGUGUCCUCAAGCCCUGGUCCUGCAGCUGCCACCCCUACUAGACUCAAGGAAGGCCAGGUUGCUUUGAGAGAGUGCCAAGUGCAGAAGGGGAAAGGCGUGCUCUCUGCAGACAGACGUUCCCAGUGAAAUCUUAGGAGCAGGUCCUGACAGUCUGCCAGCUCUCUCUCAACCUCCUGUCCAGGUAGCCAGAAGCCCCACUCAUUCACAGGCUCAGCCAGAGAAGCGUCCUCAGGCAGCCUAUACCCAUUUCUCUGAGCCUGUCUCUGCCUAGCCCUUCCCAUCCCUCUGUGCCCCCAGGGAGGCGAGAUGCCUGGGGAUGGCAAGGAGCUCAGGUAUGGCUGAUGGACUGGCCAAGUCACUGAAAGCCCCCAAAAGAGGGGGUUCCACUGAGGUCACCUAACCUUAAUGGUAGGAAGAUCACUAGCCCUGGCUACAGACCAACUUGCUGUCCCUGCUCUUCGCUUGGCUGAGCUGGUAGUAUGGAUGCUUUGAUGCAGCCUGGCUCACUACAGAGAAAGCCUCAGCCAUGAGCGGGCAGGUGUGGGUGCCUUCCUGCCUCCUGCCUUUGGAGGCGGCACCCUGCCCUUCUGUCCUGGACACACUCUAUGGGGGGGAUGGUUUCGUGCUCUUCUCUGGCCCCUGCCCCUAGUCAUGCUCUCUUCUUGGGAAAGAGCUCGAGGUUCCUGCUGCCCCAUCUCCCCCUAGAAUCCUUUCCUCCUCAGACACCCAGCAGCAGGGGCAGAGUGUAGUGCAUGAACUUCGGUUCCUGUGAUGUAAUUCCUGGGGAUGGAAUUUCUGAAGCAAUCCUGGUCGCUUGACAUGGCCUCUUCUCUCUCCAGAGGCCCCUGGAAAGGUGGGAAGACAGAGUUUCUGUCCUCGUUUCUCUCUGGUGAGAGCGCGGCCAUGAAUUAUUCUCCUGCAGUUAUUCCCUCCUGCUCCUAGUGUGAAGCUGCUGUUUCAUUCUUUGAGUGGAUUUGGAGGAUCAAGGGCGUGGCCAUCAAGGGGGCCCUGGAGAUUACUUCCCCUCACUGACUCAGUUUUCUAUCAGAUGGGAAUCAUUCAUACCCUUGUGACCUCAAGGAGUAGCUUUACCCUUGUGACCUCAAGGAGUAGUUUUAGGGCUCAGAUGAAUGAGACCUGUGAAAAGAUAAGUUAACAUUAGGCAUUUUUGUUACCAUUUUUGUGGAAGACUCGGUGGCAAGUGGCCUGAUCCCACCUUUGACCAGACUGCUUGACCUUGCUGCUAUGGGGUGGGCAUCUUUGGCACAAAUUUCCUUGUGCUGCCAAGUGGCCCAUGGCAUCAGCAGGGUACCGAAAGGUGGGUUCAGGGACCAGGGACUUCAGAGCUGCCUUUGGGAUUGCCUCUGGGGCUGGUUGGCUGGAACAGUUUUUAAGCCCCAGUAUCAGAGCUGGCUUGAGCCUAGAAGUUGGAACAUAGCCUUCGAGUCUGACUGACCUGGACUUGAGUCCUUUUUUGCCUAUACUUGCUGUUUAACCUUGGCCAAGUUCCUCAGCCUCUUAGAAGUUCAGUGUCCUUGUUGUAAAAUGGGAACCAUGACGCCAAGCACCUAGGGCUCCUGUUAGAAUUAGGUUAAAUGACCCUAUAAGUUAAUGGUCCUGUAGUUGGGGUUACUUGUAUUUUUUUUUCAUUUAGAAGCGUGUCUCCCAGGCGAGGUUCAGAUGCUCUUGGUUUGCAGAGAGAAGUGGAAGCCAAGAGCUAAGCCCCAGAGACUCGUUGCGGCAAAGCUGCUUAGUCCUCACUGAGCCCACCAGGUGACUCUGCCCAGGGCACAGAUGCACAGGACAUGGGUCCCAACGGCCCUGCGGCUGUGACAAGAGUGUACACGGUACAAGGCCCAGCUGACAUUAGCUGAGAGUAAGGGCGGCCUAUUCAGUAAGCGAGAGUCUGAGCUGAGGGAUGAGGGGGAUUUGAGACCUGGUUUUUUAGUCUUGUAUGUUGGCUGAGACUCUUCAGCUAAAGAGGCAUUGCGGGGCCCUGAGGCUGUGGGAGAGGAGCAGGGGAGAGGAGGCCCUGCUCAGCCCUGCCCUCCGGCCCAUAGUCAUACCAGCUGGUUCAGCCUCUGCUCCCCAACUCUAAGGAAGAAAGGCAUCCUGAGCAGCUGAGAAGUGAAACUCAGUGCUGAGCCUUCUGGAAGUUCCCUGACUCUGGGCGAGGUUGCGGUGUACAGAACAGCAGGAUCUCUGGUUCCUGGGUCCCUAUCCCUCGGGACCCAGGAUGCCCCAUCUACCCUGGGGCCGCCCUUCUUGUCAGCGGCAGGAGCAGUGGCAGGUAGCUUAGAGGGUCCAGGCAGCCUGAGGGAAUGGGAGGACGCAGAAGUACUGCACUCUGCUGUGUGUUCUCCACACGCAUGCUGAGCCCCUCGUCAGUGGAGUCUGUCUGCCCUACCAGCCCCAGCACAUGGAGAAUAUUGCCUUCGUUUGACAGAAAAGUUCAAUAGGAGGGUUGUUGGUCAUUUGACCUCCUAGAGAGGUGAUUUUAUUGUAAGUUCCGUCUUUCCUUUGCCUCCCCAGUGCUGCCUGAGGUAUGUAGUCCCUGAUGAAAAAGUGAAGGAAGAGGGGGGAAGAGAGAGUUCUGGGCUCACCAUGUGGAGAGUUGGGGGUACAAGGCCAUCACUGGCCUCACUGGUGUUUGGAGGCCCCUGCCCUCCCCACCUCACCCUCAGCCCAGGCUCAGAGACCCUCCAGAAGAUGAGGAUGGUUCCCCUGGCUCUGGCUCAGGAUUUUGGAAAGCCUUAGCCUGGUGCGUGGGCUCCUCAAGUCCCUGCCAACCCUGACGAGGAAGUGGAAAGGAAGCUUUCUGUCAGCCUGUCACUGAUUCAGAUCAGAACGUUAGUUAAGCACUGUUGGCUUAGUUUAGCCCCAGCAUCAAUGGUCUGAAAGACUCACUGUGUCUGGAGGGUGCAGCAGGGUCCCGCCCUUUCCUCCUUGUCCAUAGGCAGGCACCACCCCACUCCCACCCACACAGGCCAUCACCACCCUCUGAGGCUCGGCCUUCUGGUCUUAGAGGGGGGCUUCUGCAAUGGGCCCCCUCAGGGUUAAGUUAGGGGUUAAGUCAUGUCCAGGGUGGGCUGAGCCCCCAGCCCAGAACCUGAAACCAGCCCAGAAAACAGGAGGAAAGGCUCCACCCCCUGCCUAGAGGCGGGUCUGGCAGAGGAGCCCCCAGGGUAUGACUUGUCCUCUUGUCAAGUCAGCGCUUAUCCUGGAGCCUGGCCUGGGGCCCCCUGAGGACAGACACCCAUCCCGGAGGAGAAGCCCACUGCUGCUCUUUUACAUCUCCCUUCUGGAGUCCCCAGGCGUGGGUGCUGCCACACACAGAGCACAGCCACGUCUCCGCUACCCCAGAAGGCCCCCACCUAGGCUGGGCUCUGAGUGAGUGUGGGUGCUCCCUCAUCAGAGGCCUCUUCCUAUGAGAGUCUGAGGGUGCUCUGAGGACACUGGUCAGCCAGGCAUUGGAUGGGGUCUAGAAGGAUUUGUGUCCCUUCUCCCAACAGGGAAGUAGGACCAACCUGUGGGUGUGGGGCCACCCAAGUUCCAUGAUGGAUGUGGUGAUGUCUGGGCUGGGUUCUCAGCCUGAAGAGACACCUCAUUCCCAGUCUGGUUGGACAGGUUGAGGCUGACACACCUGGGAGAAUCCAGCAUGCCGGAAUGUGGGCCUCCCUCGACGGGCGUGUCAGCACCCCAGGAUGGAUGAAGGGAGGGAGCCUUCCUGUGGAGCAACCUCAGAGGUGCCCCCCUACUCACAGGCUCCUCUCUGCAGCCCCAGGUCCCCAAGCAGGAGGCUCCAGGGACCAGGAGGCUCCAGCAGCCUCCAGCUGAUUCCCGGCUUCCCAGCUGGAAAGGCUGACAGAAUCCCAGGAAUGUGCCUUGAGCUCAGAAAGAAAAUUCCCAAAAUAACUUCUAUAAAUACUUGAGGGUAGGGGCGGGUCAGAACGCUCAGCUCUCAGCCUGGCCUGCAGCUGGCCUAGCACUAGGGGCUAACUUCCCAGGGCAGGCAUCCCCCCAAAAGAGGAAAAAGACACUCACAGCCGGGACUUUCCUGCUGCCCCUCCCUUCUAGGGGACAGUGCAGGCACUGAAUUAAUGAGGUGAGAUGGUAUGCAGUGGCAAUUCUGAAAAAUAAGACAGAAUCCUUCAUCCCCACCCUGUACCUCCAUAGAAAACCUGGGCUCCUAACAGGGAGAGACCCUCUGAGGGACCCUCAGGCUGCCUGUCCUUGUAGCCAUAAGCAGGCUACUAAGCAUACCUAAGUGCCUCUGGUGUACCUGGCUCUGAGCCCAGACUCUCCCACCCGAGUUCUGUUGAGCUGCUGUCCGGUGGGGAAUGGCCAAGCAGGGAGGAGCCAGGGACCUGUCCCUCUCAGCCUAGGGAGGGGCAGAGCAGGGAUCCUAUAGGUCAGCCCACAGUAAUGGAGCAUGAUGUUAAGGUAAUGGUGUGGGCAGGAGGGACUGCUGUCCUCUGGGAAGGCCUGAGACCCAGGAAGGGAAGGAGGAAGGAAUGGAUGAAGUCGGGAAUUUCUGGGACUUCCCCCAGAGCCUGCCUCUCUGUGAGUGGCUGUAAUUAACCCUGGCACCUCUCACAGGCACAGCGCUCCUCACCACACACAACUUGCACCGCCCUUUCUGAUCCCUGUGCGUGGGCAGCACAGCUCUGGCCUCUCCCAGGUGAGGGUCACUCAACAGGUCUGUUUUUUCUGGGUUCAGGAUAGGGAGGAGUCAGCAGGGAUAUUUGGAUGGAAUUGUGUUCCAACCAUCUCCCUGGAGCCCAGUUCUCUGGGCAGCUAGGGGUGGGGGUACCAGAAGGGUGACGGCGGGCCCUCAGCAGUGCUGGGCUGGGGGCAGAGCAGGUGAGACCUUGAGUCUUCCUGGGGCACACCCUGCCCAGUUGUUAGGCAGCAAACAGCUCCGAGUUGCUACCAAACAUGAACGGGCUGGUGUCUUAGGCAGGUGGCCGCAGAUCCUGUUACAGGCCCUGGGCCUCUGGGCCCCAGCCUGACCCCAGCCCGGUGUCUCCUUUCAGGCUCUAAGGUCAGCACCCCAGGGUGGGAGGGACACGAUCCAAUCCCAGCCCUGCACACAGUCUUCCCCCACAGAGAGCCCUGCCCUCUAGAGAAAUCAGUUCUUCCACCCACUCCUUGCCCCCCUCCCAGGACCCUCUGCUCAUCCAGGGGACCCUUCCAUUGGCUGUCUGCACACCUUGUGCCCUGCUACUGAUUUCAAAUUCAUCGUUGUAGAAUCCUCAUGAUAGUCUACAAGGAAGGACUCUUCUGUUCUCUGGUUUACAGAUGAGGAAACCUCAGCUCAGAGAAAAUGGGCCGCUUGCCCGGGGUCACUGCCCUUGUCAGUGGCAGAGCUGGGAUUCUGGUGGCUGUGGAGCCCUGGGCUUGUCCUCCGCACAGAGCAUGCAGAGGGGCCUACUGCAAACCCUCCAUAGUGAGAAUAACACACACACACACGUGCACAUGCAUGUAUGCACACACAUGCAUGCACUCCCUGUUCAGCCCGCAGACAUCUGGCCCCUUCCCAAACACCCACAUGCUUCUUGAGAUCAGAGGUUUUCGAACAUGUUUUUUGAUGGAGUCCUCUUCAAAGACUCAUGAGAUAGCUCAAUAUAGAAAUCUGUGUGUGUAAAAGCCGCUGCGGCCCCGCCCCCUCUCUGGGAGGUCCUGCUGGCCUUCCCCAUCUGUCCUCUAUCGCUCCCCCAUGGGCAGCACUCACAGGGCUCAAACCUUCCAUUUUUGGUGCUUAAUUUUGGUGUUUGGAGGCCUGUCGUCUCGCCUUUCCUUCCCUCCUCCCUGUUGGCCCUGUUCCAUUGUGAGCUGCUCAGGGUCCAGCUCCCAGGCCCUGUGGGCAGAAUGGCUUGGCCUGGAGCCCUGCUGGCCAGACUGGGCACGGCCCUGUGGUGCAGGGCAGCCCUGAGUCAGCACCGCUCCCAUCUGGCCAGAGCCGGAGCCCUGCCUCAGGCUCCACCUGGCCACGGCUCCCCUGUCCUCCCUUGUCCUCUGCCCCAUAUCCCUGGUUCCCUGCAGAUGGCUUCACCCUGGGUUGAGGAGACUGUGAAUACAGCUCCCUCUUUCUUAACCACCCCUUGGCCACAGGACCACCAGCCAGUACCGCCAGAGAGGGAGAGGCUUUCCCUAGGGCUUCCUGAGCACCAUCUUUCUCACUUGCCUAAUUGGUCAUGUUCCAGGCUCUUGGAGGACUUUAUGAAAUCAGGCAUGUGCAUCUUCCCCAGUGUGUCUCCAUAGCAACAGAGGGCCUAACUCGGGAGUGCGGUGAGGAGGAAAAUGUUCCAGCUAAAAAUGUACAUGGCCAUCAGUGGGCGGGCACCCGAGUGGGGGCUCCCGGCGCAUAGAAGGCAGCCUCCCCUGCCUGUCCAGGAAGUCAGUGUUGCUCAUGCUUUACCUCAUAUAUCUUUGAACAAGAGGAGGCCCCCCUGGGCUGCCAUCCCAUGCCGCCUUUGAGGGCCGGAACGCAGAUCAGUGGGGUGGUAUGGUGCAAAGCAGCCUUUCUGGGACCAGAGGCCACCACCCUGUCCGCCUUCCUCCCCACACCCUUCCCAGUGUGGGUGGAAGUGGACGUAGAGGGGCAGGCUGCCAGUUUCACUUCCUAACCCCUUUUUGUGACAAUUCCUUUUACUUCCUAUAUCUCUCUGGCAAUGGGGUUGUUGGAGCCAAAUAUGAAGCGAAGCUCCUGGCCACCCUGUCCCAGAGUCCCCCGCUUACCCAGCAUCUGUCCCUUGUCCCCAGUCAUCUGACUGUCUUCCUGAGACCCUCACCUGCCAGGCCAGGCUGGGAUGGGUGUUAGGUCCCAGAACCCAGAUGUCCCCAGGAAGACCAGUUGCCAAUGCAGGCAAAGGAGCUGCCCCUACCCAUCCCCUCAGUUAGAGAACCGAGCCUGCAGCAUAUAUUCCUCAGUCUCACAGCAGCCCUGGGGAGAAGGGCAGCUCAGCAGUGCAGCAGCAAGGCUGGGAGCAACAGACCCACUGACAGACUCGCACGGGCCAGAUGCUGUUCAAGUGCUUUACAAUAGACUGAUUCGUGUAAACUUCACAGCUUUCAAGGCAGCUACUGUGAUCUUUCCUAUUUAUAGAUGAAGAAACUGAGGGCCAGAGAGUGGUGGCUUGCCCAGGAUCACCCAGCUGAUGCUGGGGAGACUCAAAGCCAGGUCUGCUGACUUGAAAGCCCAUCCCUUGGGGCCAGAAGUGGGGCACAGCUCCCACAGUGGGUGAUUUCGGAGGCUGGACUUGAAGCAGGUUUGGGGUGGGGACAGGUAAGAUUUGCAUUAGUCAAGGGCACGGUCACUUAACCAUACCCAAGCCUGAGACACCAAACCUGAGGCCCUCUCUGGCUGGUAGCUGGUGGCCAAGCUGCUUCCUGCUCCUCGCCCCAAUGGCCAGAAUGCCCCUGCCCUAGGGCAUCCUCACUAAUCAUCGCCCCCACC